Messenger RNA from Acanthoscelides obtectus, 270 nucleotides. The record is from the annotation of a GenBank genome assembly. Lineage: Eukaryota; Metazoa; Arthropoda; Insecta; Coleoptera; Chrysomelidae.
AUGAACCUAAUGAGGAAGAUGUCAUUUCCAGUGCAGAGGGAUAAAAAUCCUUUGGAGCAAGAAGAUAUCAAUGCUUCUGCAGUACCAUGGGCAGAUACUUCACGAGGAUUUCUGGCAGGUGAUCAUCAAAGGAUUGACGAUGAAGAAUCGCAUACUAGUAUAGAAUUGUCGGAGCCAAAUAUAGUACCUGUGAAGGUACCAAUUCAAGUAACGCCUCCGAAGAUUUUGCCUAAAGUACACCAUGUACCGAAGCUACCUGCUAUGACUUAA